AUGCAAUGUUUCAAAAAUGCCCGUCGGAAAAUUUUCAAUGCCACCACACUUAAAACCGAAAUCCCCCAUGAUGCUACACGGAAGUCCGUGAACGAUAUACAAACUGUGAUAAUUGGAGCUGGGUUAGCGGGCCUAUCGGCCGCAAAUCAUCUCAUUAAGAAUGGCUUUAAGCGUACCAUAGUCCUGGAGGCCACCGAUCGUUAUGGUGGCCGUAUUAAUUCGCAACAUUUUGGUGAUGCCUUCUGUGAGCUGGGGGCGAAGUGGAUAACAAUUGACGCCUCCCAUAAUAGUGUUUAUGAAUUGUUGCAGCAGCGAUCCGGGUUAACCAAGAAAAUUCAACAGAAAGAGGAGACUCUCUACAUUAAUACCAAAGGCAAUAAAAUUAAUCGGCAUCUACCGGAAAUGGUGGAUAUCUUUUUUAAGAAGCUGUGUGCAGGAGUGGAGUUGAAGAAUCGUUAUGCCAAGGGCAAUUUACAUGAGUUGGAUAAUGUCUAUAGCUAUUUCCAGGCGGAAAGUACGAAGCUCAUUAAUUCGAUGUUCAAAGAAAAGGAACGCCAUCUGGUGGCGGAUAUUUUCAAUGCUUUGAUGAAGGAUUUCGGUGGCAAAUUGGGUUGCAAUCUGGAGUAUUUAAAUAUUGAACAGUUGAUUAAAUUUAAAAAUCAAUUUGCCUAUCCGAUUUACAUACCCACCGGAAUGAAUAGCAUACUGGAAGAUGUCAUCGUGGAUAUUGAUAGUGAAAACCUGCUGAUAGGCCGGCCAGUGGGGGAGAUUAAAUGGUUAAGUGGUCCCAUGGAUAGAGGGGAGGCCAAGAAAGCGGUCAAUUGCCUGGAUGGUUCGGCAAUCAAUGCAGAUCACAUUAUCUGCACCGUACCCCUAGGGGUGUUGAAAACAUUUGCCGGAGUGAUGUUUAAACCCCCUCUGCCGGCUGAAAAACUAAAUGCCAUUAAAAAUUUAGGUUUCGGCAGUCCGGUGAAAAUUUAUUUCGAAUAUAAAAACCCAUUACCCUCAUGGUUUGUGGCGAAUCUGCGACCCCUGUGGUCGUCAGAGGAACAUUUGCAGGAUCGCCAUUGGACCAAACAGGUGGUGGAAAUUGCAAAGGCACCCAGCAGCAAUCAUGUUUUGGAAAUUGCCAUCGGCGGGGCGUACUAUGAUGAAAUUGAAAAAUUACCCGACACUGAGGUCAUCGAUGAAAUAACCAAACUGCUAAGGCUGUGUUUAAAAAAUCCAAAGAUUCCCUAUCCCGAGGAAGUGUUGAGGUCAAAUUGGAGCAGUAGUGCUUGCUAUUUAGGUGGACGACCCUAUUUCUCUACCAACAGUAGUGCUCAGGAUAUUCAGACGCUAUCACAGCCAUUGGGUAUGACAGCGCCAAGUUUACUUUUUGCCGGGGAUGCUACAAUUCUGAAUGGGUUUGGUACGGUGGAUGGGGCCCGGAUGAGUGGUAUACGAGAGGCUCAACGUAUUAUCGAUUACUAUAAGAAGUAG
Molecule: messenger RNA, 1482 nt
Organism: Musca vetustissima
Lineage: Eukaryota; Metazoa; Arthropoda; Insecta; Diptera; Muscidae
Product: protein anon-37Cs
Exons: 2
Coding region: 1-1482 (493 amino acids)
Molecular function (GO): polyamine oxidase activity
Source: RefSeq, a predicted model, not a curated record